GUUUUGAUCUUCAAUGCAUGGUCUGAGGUCUCUAAGUUGGACAAGGACCAGUGACCACUGGCAGUGAUAAAUGAUUCACUAAGUGUCUCAAGAUAAAUGGCACAAAGGAUGCCUCCCGCGUGCGUUUUCCCCACGUAGUGACGUCGAUAUAAUGCUUCCCAUGAGUCCUUGAUCUCGCCAGUCACAGCCAUCGUUUCAUUCCAACCAUUGUUCAACUCUAUUCGUGAAAGACUUCACGGCGCAAAUUGAUCCAGGUCUUCGACUUUUCGCCCAAUCCUGAUCCAAAUCUCUACCAGAUUCGAUGGCUGAUCAAGUGACCGCUUUCAGUGAACCCGGCGUUGUCGAAAAGGCGCAACAGGAGCUUGACCAACAUAUUCGCCACCAUUUCGCACAAAUAUCCGCUUUGCAAACCCGACGCAAUGCUCUGGCCCCCAUCAGCAGACUGCCUCCCGAGGUCUUGUCUCGUGUAUUUCUGUGCCUAGUACUCUCGGACUCCUACUCCGUGAGAUGGACCAGGGAGAUCUCGCACGUAUGUCGGCAGUGGCGCGCCGUAGCCUUGGAGUUUCCGUGGGUAUGGAGCUAUCCGUCCUUCCGCCACUUGGACUGGGCUGAAGAGAUGCUCGAGAGAUCGAAAUCGGCUCUACUCACUAUCAAGGUUCUUUCCAUUGAACUAGCUGCUUAUUUGCUGUUUAUCUUUACCUCAGUUCCACGAAGUGUACACUCCGCCAAGAAUGAUCGACUUGUUGACCCGAGCUCUGAGUCAAGUUUCCGACUGGGAGAACUUGAUUUUGAUGUCAAAGAUCGCCUGGCUCAACUAGGUCUGCUCGUCAAUAUGACUGACCCAGCUCCUUUCUUGCACACGCUUCAUCUCGAGGCAACAGGGCAUUACGGCGGGCCGCUAAGCCUACCUGCCACAUUUCUUGGUGGAGAUACGCCUCGAUUGCGCCGAGUGGAUCUGACGGGUUUCGCGAUAGCAUGGGACUCGCCCUUGCUGCGAAAUCUGACGCGUCUUCGUGUUGUCCAUUUCGCAAGACAAGAGUCUACCCUCUCGAUGACGAUGAAAGAGUUGCUUGAUGCGCUAGAUCACAUGCCGCUUUUGGAGUCACUUGAACUCAAGAAUAUACUUCCGCCAAUCGCUGUGCAGGCUCGCCCUCGGGUUUUACUCGCCCAUCUUGAAAGUCUCGAGCUGGCGGACAAUGUCGAGGAAUGCUGCGGCAUUCUCAGUCAAAUGACAUAUCCGUCGUCAGCGAAAGUGCACGUCGCAUGCUUUGGAGAAAAGGCUUCCUCAUGCCAUCCUAUUUUUUCUGCCUGCAAUAUCGCUGGGAGAUCGCCACGGUCCCUUGAGAUUGGUAUGACGCACUCCCGGGUCAUCGUUCGUCUUUGGAUGCGCACUGUCGAUUUCCAGGGCACCGCCUUCCGAGACUCGGCUCUGGAAAUAUCCGCGUCCUGGCGCUUGCCAUCGAAUGACGGAAACGAGAGCACUUUUCUACUCAUCUGCCAGACACUUCCUUUGAACAAUCUACGCGCUCUCUCUUUUCUCAGUGACUCUCACGGCAUCUCCACGGCGGCCUGGAUUGCAAGCACUGUGCCUAAUUUGCCCAAGCUACGAGCCAUCAAAGUGGUGGGGAGUCCGGUUGGAUUUCUCAAGAGUCUAGGAGAAGAUGUAGUUGUUUCGGGUGUCAAACAGACACCGGCCAUCGCAGCAGUCGUUCGCAAAUCUGUUGAACGGCGCGUGAGUCGGCGCAAUCAAGCCGGCGCUGCAGCUGUCACUGGCGGACUGUUCUUCCCUGCACUCCGGCAUCUGUGUUUGUGCGGAAUGAACUUUGAGGAAGCGACGCUCGAACAGUUCGGGGAAGCGAUCAUGGAGCGUUGCCACUGGAACCAGGAGUUGUUCUCGUUGACGUUGCAGAGAUGCGAACACCUGACCGAGGAGGAUGUGCGAGGCCUCAAGGAAAUUGUCUCUUCUGUCGAGUGGGAUGGAUUGGAAAUUGGAUUUACCGAUUCUGAAGAAGAAGAAGAAGAAGAAUACAACGCAGAUUACGAUUAUGGUGACUAUCACCAUUACAUGUUUGACAACUACUAUGAUGACUAUGACUCCGACUUCGAUUACAUGUAAAACAACUGUUUGGUAUCCAGAGUCAAGCCCGUGGGACGAACGAAAACGAUAUUCAUCGAUAUGCAUAUGCAAGACGACAGGCUCCGAAUGGCAGACUGAAU
Molecule: messenger RNA, 2217 nt
Organism: Mycena citricolor
Lineage: Eukaryota; Fungi; Basidiomycota; Agaricomycetes; Agaricales; Mycenaceae
Source: the annotation of a GenBank genome assembly